UUGAAGAUGAAUACAUCUCUGCUGCAGAGACCUCUGCUGUUCCAAUUUCCGGUGAAUUUCUGCACGGAUUACGACAUUACGAUGCUGAAAUGCAAUUCUUUCAGCAAAAGAUCUUCUUUCAGCUGUCGCUGCAUCAAAAAUGAGAAAAAAUCAGAAUCUCAUCAGGGUUUCUCAGUUUUCACAACAGAUCCUCAUCCUCAACGUGAUAUUGGAAGUAUAUGGAGCUCUAUGGGUUUUUAUGUGUUCAGCAUUCAUGUCCCAUUGAGUUUUGGCGGUCUUUCUGCUGCUGCGAAGUUAUUGCAUCAACCUGUCCUCGAUCCACAGACCUCAGCAUACUUAAUGCUCGCAAUCCAAACCUUGGAGUUUAGCAUUGUUCUGCUGCUCCUAAAGUACCCCAGUAAGCCUCAGUACAAUCUUCCAGAUUUCUUCCGUGCAAACAAAUCUUCAAAACAACGAAGCUGGCUGCUGGCGUCGGUGCUUGGGUUUGGAGUCCUUCUGUCAUUGGUUUUUAUCACUUCAUAUUUUACUGACAGAUUGAUUGGCCCCAAGGAUGUGAACAAUCCCAUCCUCAAGGAGAUUGUCACCAGCGGCCCGAGUUCUGCAACUGCCAGCGUUCUUGCCUACUGCAUUGUCACACCGUUGCUGGAAGAAGUCAUCUACAGAGGUUUCCUCAUGACAUCUCUGGCCUCCACGAUGAACUGGCAACUAGCAGUUACAAUCAGUUCCGUUGUUUUCAGUGCAUCCCACUUCUCCAGUGAGAAUUUCUUGCAACUCCUCGUUGUUGGCUUCGUACUCGGAUGCUCUUAUUGUUGGACAGGGAACUUGAGUGCAUCAAUAUCCAUACAUUCACUGUACAAUGCCCUGAUCCUGUAUUUAACAUAUAUAUCAUGAACGACGUUUCAAACCUCAUAUCCAAACGGUGCUUCUCUUGGUGACAUGAUCUGUUUAGCAUGGUUGUUUUUGUUCAUAAUUGUCAUCCAUUUUGAAUCCAUAGCAUCACUUCCUGUGCUCGACUGGACUCACUAUUACUGCCUUUUUCGUCUCUGGAUGAAGCAGAAAUCUCGGGAACCCUCCCCCAUGCAAAAAGAAGAAAAGUUGGAGAGAAGAGGUAUGUUUGAUUUCCAUUCCGGAAUAAGUGUCCUAUUUCACAAAGGAUGUCAAAGUUUCCAUUUUACCCUUGUCUUCAAUGCAAAUUAUUUAUUGUUCGGUUUUC
Molecule: messenger RNA, 1213 nt
Organism: Salvia miltiorrhiza (redroot sage)
Lineage: Eukaryota; Viridiplantae; Streptophyta; Magnoliopsida; Lamiales; Lamiaceae
Exons: 4
Coding region: 7-891 (294 amino acids)
Biological process (GO): CAAX-box protein processing
Cellular component (GO): membrane
Molecular function (GO): metalloendopeptidase activity
Source: RefSeq, a predicted model, not a curated record